UUUAAAUUUGGUCAAUAGGAUCAAUGCUAAAAAAAAAUUGUGUAAUGUCUGACAGGAACCAAUCAAAAUAAGACAAGACAAUUCAUUUACAUUUGAACUGCCUACUUGUUAUAUAUCUAUAAAUAAGAGACUACAUAGCUUUCUGAGGACAUUCAACAAUUUUUACAAAACACAUUAAUUAAAAUCGACUUUAUAGCUCUUCAAAAGAGGAAUACUUAGCGUUCUACCUUGAUAUCAACCUGAAACAACAAGGUGUUCACCAAUGUAAACAAAAAAAUUAUGGAAGAACGAAAGGAGAGAAGGCUACGUAUAAAAUGGACGCCGAAUGUUAACAAGAAAUUCAAUGAAGCUAUUCGCAGAUUAGGAGAAAAAGCUACUGCUAUACCGAUCUUGGAGUACAUGAAUGUGCCACAAUUGACUCGCAAACAAGUUGAGAAUCGUCUACAGCAAUACAGAGUACAUCAACUAGCUCAACAUGCUUCUUCUUCUUCUUCUCUAGUUCUAGCUAAUCCUCCUAAUGUACUAAAUUCGCAUGAUGAACUUCAACACACAUGCAACAAUACCUUCUUUAGUUCCACCAGAUGAGUUCCUUACAGGAUCGGAUGACUUGAUUCAAAAUCUUGAAUUCGACCUCUAUUCCAAAAUAAGCGAAAAUCAGAUUGACACUUAUCAAAGUGAACCUCAUCUCAACAUGUUCAAUCACAUCCAGGACAAUAGCGAGUUUCAUAUAAGUUUCAAUAAACGGAUUCAACAAGGACACUUAUCUCAACCCCCUCCAUUACCUUCUCUAGUUCCAACAAGUAAUUUCUUCGCAGGGUUGAAUGACUGGAACCAAGAUGUAGGACUCAACUAUUUCACUGACAACAUGAUUGAAAAUCAAACUAUCACUUGUUUCAAUACAGAUUUGGUAAAUCAUUCGAAUGUAUUGAAAACGAAGGAUCUAACUAUGAACUUCAGUGAACCACAUCAAGAUGCAUAUUUACCUCAACCACUUGUCAUUCCACCAAAUGAUUUGUUCACAAGCUUGGAAGAUCCAUUUGCUAGCUGCCCAACUCAAGAUAAUAUCUCCAUAAGAUUAGUAUCAACAUACAAACAACACAAAUACUUCCUUUGUUUCACAAAUAAUGGUCUAAUUUGACUUGACACGGAGUUUAAGAAAAUAAAGAAGAUUUUUGAUCAUAAUAGGGUCAUAAACUAAAGUUAUAUCAAAUGUACAAAAUUGUUCUUUAAUCUUGUAGCAUUAAACAUGUCAUAUGGAAAGUUGUUACCAGAAAAAGAAAGUGUUCAUUCUUUUUUAAACAGACUAAAAAAAGAUCAUUAGUUUUAAA
Solanum lycopersicum (tomato) is the source of this 1328-nucleotide messenger RNA. The record is from RefSeq and is a predicted model, not a curated record. NCBI's taxonomy places the organism in Eukaryota, Viridiplantae, Streptophyta, Magnoliopsida, Solanales, Solanaceae.